GCUUUCCAUCAUGAGGGGCCGUUGCUCUCAAAAACUCAGUGUGCUGGCCAAGGCUGGCUUCCUGCUCUGGGUGCUGUGGCUGGGCUACCUUCUGUUAGAAAGCUCCUCGUUCCCCUCCUCUUCCUCCCCAGAGCAGGAAGACGAGGGCCGCGAUGUCGUGGCGAGGCAGCUCUCCCUGGAGGAGUCCGGGGUGUACGGGCAGCUGGCGAGGCCCCUCUACGUUAAGCCGCCACCGGACCACAAUGCACCGGGGGAGAUGGGUCGGGCCACACACCUCAACCUCGGCGCCGAGGAAAAGAAACAGGAGGAGGACAGCGUGGAGAGCUAUGCGAUCAAUAUCUAUGUCAGUGACAAGAUCUCCCUCCAUCGGCACAUCCAGGACCACAGGAUGAAUGAAUGCCGAAAUAAGAAGUUUGACUACCAGCGUUUACCCACAACCUCCGUGGUCAUCGCCUUCUACAACGAGGCCUGGUCCACCCUGCUGAGGACAGUGCACAGCGUGCUGGAGGCCACGCCCGCCAUCCUGCUGAGAGAGAUCAUCCUCAUUGACGACUACAGUGACCGAGGCUACCUGAAAUCCCAACUAGCUGACUACAUCAGUAAUCUGGACCGCGUGCGGCUCAUCCGCACCAAAAAAAGGGAGGGUCUGGUCCGGGCCCGGCUCAUUGGGGCCACCUACGCUACCGGGGACGUUCUGACGUUUCUGGAUUGCCACUGUGAGUGUGUCCCCGGUUGGAUUGAGCCUCUGCUGGAAAGGAUCGGCGAGAAUGCCGGUACCAUUGUGUGCCCCGUGAUCGACACCAUCGACUGGAACACCUUUGAGUUUUACAUGCAAACAGACGAGCCGAUGAUCGGAGGUUUCGACUGGAGACUCACCUUUCAGUGGCACUCAGUCCCCGAAGUGGAACGCAAGAGGCGCAAGUCUCGCAUCGAGCCCAUCAGGUCUCCGACAAUGGCGGGUGGUUUGUUUGCUGUGAGCAAGGCCUACUUUGAGCACCUGGGCACAUACGACAUGGGCAUGGAGGUGUGGGGAGGAGAAAACCUGGAGCUCUCCUUCAGGGUGUGGCAGUGCGGGGGCAGCCUGGAGAUUCACCCCUGCUCUCACGUGGGCCACGUGUUCCCCAAAAAGGCCCCUUAUGCACGGCCCAACUUCCUCCAGAAUACCGUACGAGCUGCGGAGGUUUGGAUGGACUCCUAUAAACAGCACUUCUACAACCGGAAUCCCCCAGCCAAAAGGGAGACCUAUGGGGAUAUCUCGGAGCGGCUGCUGCUGAGGGAGAGGCUGACAUGCAACAGCUUUGACUGGUAUCUGAAGAAUAUCUACCCGGAACUCCAUGUUCCUGAGGACAAGGAGGGCUGGCACGGGGCUGUGCGAAGUUUAGGAGUAAACACGGAGUGCCUGGACUACAACUCCCCAGAGCACAAUCCCACAGGUGCCCACCUCUCUCUGUUUGGCUGCCACGGCCAGGGAGGCAACCAGUACUUUGAAUACACGACUCGAAAGGAGAUCCGUUUCAACUCGGUGACAGAGCUGUGUGCCGAAGUGACCGAGGGACAGACCUCCAUCAGUAUGAGUCACUGCCCCAGUGACGGAGAGCUCAAACCUCCCAGUAUCACCUGGGACUUCAGAACGGACGGGACCGUCUACCACCCUCACUCCGACAUGUGCGUGACAGCCUACCGCACGGCAGAGGGCCGCACGGACACUCAGAUGAGGCGGUGCACCCCAGGAGACAAAAACCAGCAGUGGAAGUUUGAGUGGUAGGAGAAGGAAGUAGCAGGGAACCUCAAGUGACCUUCGUUCACCAUAGUGCAAUUAACUACAGAGGAUGUCCUCCAGCGGGGAUGGCUGAGCAAAUGAAAGGUGGUGAAACAGUCACUUUAAGCCAAUGAGUCGCCCAAUUCAGAGCUUUUGUAGCCGUUUGAGUGACUGAAUAAGUGCAGGUCGUGGCAGAAUGAAUGAGAAUUGCAAGGCGAGGCUUAUUUUGACUGCCUGAACUAGUGACUUUUACUUUUUUAUGUUGCUUCAUCCAAGUGCCUCUGCAACCAAAAUGGAGUGAAGGGCACAUCUGAAGUGUCCUUAUUGUCUCUAAUGCAACAACUUGAAAGCAGUUGAACUGAUUCGACUGUCCCAGCACACGAAGAAGUGUCUUUCAAGGAGGCCGACGUAUUUUCUAGAAAAAAAUGACACGCAAAAUCAUGCUGCACUAUGAAAUGUUACCUUGAUGUGCAAUUAAGAUGAAUUAUUAUUGUUGAAUGAAUAAUGUUUGUGAAGUUGUCAAAAAAAACAGUUUUAAAGACGGGCUGCUCAGAAGACGUGCCAGGAAUGUUCGGUCAGCAGCAUUCAGCCACAAACCAGCUACUUCCCGACAUGCUUCAUCAUGUGAGGGGGAAACGGAGAAGAGAGCGCUGCGGUCACACUAGACCGUGUCUCAAUUCUAUCUCGUGUCUGCGGAGCCAGUUCCAUGGUAGAAUGCUGCCCGGACAAGACCUGAAGCAUUCGUUAAGCGUUUGCACUAAGUGCAAUUUGCCCCAGAGGGCUUAGUGGGAUGACAGGAAUGUUUUUUUUUUUUUUUUUUUUUUUUUUUUUAUCUAUUCUUCCCUGUUGUGUAAAAUCAAGAAGACCCUCUAAACUCAUCUGUCACUGUGCCUUGAAAGGUUGUCAAAAAAAACAGUUUUUUACCGAGAUGAAAUGUGCCAGAGAAUGUCGAAUGUAUUUAGAAAUGUGUUUAAAUGCUAAAAACUAAAACACUGUCUUGAUGCAUUUGAUUUUUAUUUUGACACAAAAACCCUUAAAAGGGAGAGCCAUUUUUAAUUCAAUCGUUCCACUUGCCAGUGCCGGACUGUUUUAAGACUCCUGUGUGUAAACCGUACUUGAAGCAGCAUCCAUAAAACACUCCUGUUGGUUUUUCUGCUGGGAUUCAAUGACCACGAGGUUCAUAGUAACUGUUGUGGAAAUGUUUGUCGAAAUUGCAGCUGAAUUUGCCGAAGACUGCUUAUCGCUGUUUGGCGUCUGUGGUCCUUUUUGAAAUCAUGAAAACGAGACAUUCAUACUAGUCAGUGGAUACAGGAGGUGAACAUGUACCAUGACGCCUGUUUGGUGUUACCUUUGUAAAUAAUGUUUGUUUUAAGGGACCAAAGUGGGACAGUGCACCUUUUUAAAACUACUGAUAAUGCAAAAGGGAUGGGGACGAUGAUGAUUAUUUGAUAUGAAGAAGAGGGUGACUGGAAAUGAGAUGGAUGUUUAAAUGAUGAUAAAAGCUGUUGGGAUGAUUGAGAGAAUUAAAAAAAACUAACCACA
Messenger RNA from Anarrhichthys ocellatus (wolf-eel), 3301 nucleotides. RefSeq names its product POC1 centriolar protein homolog B (Chlamydomonas), like (gene galnt4). Gene Ontology annotation, molecular function: polypeptide N-acetylgalactosaminyltransferase activity. Lineage: Eukaryota; Metazoa; Chordata; Actinopteri; Perciformes; Anarhichadidae. Gene Ontology annotation, cellular component: Golgi apparatus. The coding region runs from base 11 to 1765 and encodes 584 amino acids. Gene Ontology annotation, biological process: protein O-linked glycosylation. The record is from RefSeq and is a predicted model, not a curated record. The transcript is spliced from 10 exons.